Molecule: messenger RNA, 565 nt
Organism: Drosophila eugracilis
Lineage: Eukaryota; Metazoa; Arthropoda; Insecta; Diptera; Drosophilidae
Product: larval cuticle protein 65Ag1-like
Exons: 2
Coding region: 37-342 (101 amino acids)
Cellular component (GO): chitin-based extracellular matrix
Molecular function (GO): structural constituent of chitin-based larval cuticle
Source: RefSeq, a predicted model, not a curated record
AUCGAACUCUUCGAGAACAGCAAACCAAAAUUCAACAUGAAGUUCCUAAUUGUUUUCGUCGCCCUCUUCGCCGUAGCCCUAGCCGAGGAAGUCCCUAUUGUGCGCUCUGAAGUAGACAUUGAACCUAACAACUACAGCUUCGACUGGGCGACUAACGAUGGACAGGCAGCUCAGGCCAAAGGUGAGCUGAAGAAUGUUGGAACUGACCAGGAAGCUCUCAGUGUCCAGGGAUCCUACAGAUACGUGGAUAAUGAUGGAGUCGAACAUAGCCUCUCAUACAUCGCCGACGAGAAUGGAUUCCAACCACAGAGUGCCGAUCUGCCCGUUCCUGUCCAGGCCUAAGUCACCAAAAGUUGAUUAACCAGUUCCUGUUAAUAUUGUUUUUACUAUCGAAACCUUAAAUUCGAGUGAUAGACAAUCUAAGUCAAAAAAUAAGAGCCUGUAACGAUUAAAGUCAAAAUGAAUACCUGAAAAAUUGCGUUUUGUAUCUAAGGCUUCUGAGAAAUAAUUUACUGACUAAGGGACUGAUUACGAAAUUGGAAUAACGUUGCUGUUUUUCGGAUAA